Nematostella vectensis (starlet sea anemone) is the source of this 5285-nucleotide messenger RNA. Its product is annotated as PAS domain-containing serine/threonine-protein kinase. Gene Ontology annotation, biological process: intracellular signal transduction; protein phosphorylation; negative regulation of glycogen biosynthetic process. The coding region runs from base 48 to 3551 and encodes 1167 amino acids. NCBI's taxonomy places the organism in Eukaryota, Metazoa, Cnidaria, Anthozoa, Actiniaria, Edwardsiidae. Gene Ontology annotation, molecular function: protein serine/threonine kinase activity; ATP binding. The record is from RefSeq and is a predicted model, not a curated record. Gene Ontology annotation, cellular component: cytosol; cytoplasm; nucleus. The transcript has 21 exons.
GAACUUUAGGCGCGCAGUUGCUUCGCAUUUGAAAACGAGCGUACAAAAUGGCGUCGAGCAAAUCACCGUUGCCUCCUCGACCGGUCAGUGUACCAUUGCUGAGCAGAUCGCUUUGUUACGAUUCCCUUACUUUAAAGCAUGGUGCAGCAAAGGCUAGAGCUUCUCAGGGUUUAAAUAUGUCUUUAAGCCGAUCUCUUCGUGGAUGUUUACUACCAGAGUCUGGUGCUUUUGGUACGGCAGGUUACCCCUCACCUCUAGAUCGCAUCCGGGGGUGCCGGGAGAGGGCAAAGGAAUUAGGAUUGACAUCUAAACUACAAGAUUCUCUAGACUUGAAUGCAACAUUUCCCAAAAUGCACAAACCGAAAGUAAUCAAGGAAGAAAUGGAAGUUGAGACUAGCAGUAAACCAACAUUAAACCAAAUUGCAGGAGAUUCUCUGCACAGCUUCAGCUACUCUCCUGGUCAUUGCCGGGGAACCUUUGCCACCCCUCUACAUGACCCCGCCCUUCUUGGUGCUUCCUGGCAGUUCUACAAUUUUGUUGGUGGUGCUGCAACUGGAAAUGUUUUCCCCACUACUGUCAGAAACCCUAAUAAAGCAAUUGUUACCAUCAAUGCCAGGACAUCUGAGAUUCUGAUGGCCAAUGACAUGGCUGUUGACCUGUUCAGCUACCCUAGGGAUAAGUUGAUUGGCAUGAAGAUGUCAUCGUUGUUCACAGACACCCACCGGGAGAAGCAGGAGGCUCUCGUUGAGCAGCAUAUUGAAGGAAGCGGAGCUGUCGUUGUUGUGUCAGGAAAAGUGAUGGAGGUGAUGGACGGAUGUGGGAUUGUAUUUCCUGUAUCCAUGUGGAUGAAGAAACUGACCUGGGAGGAGGAACCAAGAUGCAUUGCAGUAAUGGAGCCGGUGGAGAGAAGGACGGCUCUGGUGCUCUUCAAUUCAGAGGGUACCAUACUGGACUGUGAUAAUGACCUUGCCCAGCUUCAUGGAUUUGUGGAUGCAGAGGAUAUCAAAGGAAAGAACCUGAAAUCUUUUAUUCCAUCCCUGCUCCUUCCAUCAGGCAAGAAUCUUGACAAGAGUAUUGGAAAGCAGCGAGCUACUGGCCGAACCAAAGAUGGCUGUAAUUUCCCGCUGACUAUCGUGAUCAAGCCUAAGACAAGCCAGGAACUUCAGCAGGCUGGCUGGACCAUCCCAGAUGGCACUAUCGCCUACAAAGGCCUGGUUUGGGUGUUUGCUAAUAUCAGUGGUCUAAUAAGCUUCACUCCUAAUGGCAUCAUACAGACGUGCAAUAAUAACUUCUCGCUGAUGCUGUUUGGCUAUCAUGAGAGUGAGCUUAUUGGAAAGCACAUCACCUCCAUCCUACCAGACUUCUACGAAGACAUGGAUGUCAUCGAUGACAGUAGCAUUCCCCUACCACCGUUUGAUUAUGAUGACGAGGAUGGUGUUAUCCAUUAUAUUGAUGGCAUAGAGCCGAGAUCCCAUGGGGGUAGUGGUCAGGCAGGCUCUGCUGAUUCACGAGGUGCUGUUGUUGCGUCAGGUCUAUCACACAUCCCAGACCUCUCCACACAAGCAAUGAUGGGUGACAGUUCUCAUAUGACACGCAGUAAUAGUUUUCCUGAUCUAAGUGGGCUGAAUCAGUCAGCAAGUUCUGCUGACACGUCGAACCUCGGGCUCAGCCAAUCCGACUCGUCUGCAGCCAGCUUCAAUACCACUAAAAGCAUGUCUCCGCGGUGGUCCGCGGGGGCCGCUUUUCGACCGGUAGUCCCCACAGACCUCCCAGACGGCCUUCACAAGUCCGACCACGAGACCAUGGAUACGCCUAAUGAUGACAGCUACCAAUCAAACGUCCCCAUGACGAUAUCCGAGGACAGCGGUAUCUGCGACAGUAACAGCAAUAGCGGGAAGCCUGUGUGUUCUACCUCUUGCUGUGGGGCAUUCCCGCUGGCCAUGUCGAGCCCGCAGGGUGAUAUGGCUUCAUUGCGGAGCAAGGGUGGGACAGUACACACUUCCACAGAGAGCUCGUCUUCGUUGCAGAUUGGUCUUAGCGGACUGAUGUUGCAAGAUUCAGGCGACAAUGGCGUAUCUUCCACGGACGUCUCAACCAUCAAUUCGUCGAACCGAAGCAGCUCCCAUUGCAACAGCAGCCAACUCGCACCUAUGACUCCACCGAGAAACCCCUUCAGCCCUGAGAUGCUCACGUCCACCCCGAAUAUCGUGACGUCGGCACAUGAGACCGAGGUUGAGGGACACCAGCAGCCGAUUUGCGAGGGCAGCUUUGCGGGUAGAGGCCGACACAAGAAUGGCACGUCGCUAGGCGUCAUUUUCCAGAUCAAGCGGAUCGAGCUGAACGAUGGCCGCAUGCUUUUCUGUGCAUGGAUAUCGCGUGACCCGGAAGAGGAAGGCGAGGGCGGAAGAUCUACAGCAGCUUACAGCUUAGCGGCUAGCUUUAGCAGCGUCCUUGGGAACUCCUUUGCAAAUACUAACGAGAUAUCUCAACUGUCGUCAGAGCUGCAAGCCGUCCCCGAAGCAGAGCCUUCUCCAGGAAGAGGCGAAUACGAUGAGAAGUACCUGACCCUAAAGUCCAUCGGAAAAGGGGCGUUCGGCUUUGUACAAAUGGCGCGCAGACGUGCCGAUAUGACAGAGGUCGUUGUGAAGUUCAUCCGUAAAGCGAAGAUCCUGCCAGAUUGCUGGGUUGAGGGACCCAUGGGAAACGUUCCUCUAGAAAUAGCGCUCCUUGCCAAGUUAAAACACCCUAAUAUUGUUAAGAUGCUUGACGCAUUCGAGAACGAGGAGUUCUUCCAGGUAGUCAUGGAGAAACACGGAACAGGCAUGGACCUGUUUGAGUUCAUCGACAGGCAACCGGCGCUGGACGAACCACUUUGUGCUUACAUCUUUAGACAGUUGGUAUCUGCGAUAUCUUUUCUCCACAACCAGAACAUACUUCACAGAGAUGUCAAGGAUGAAAAUAUAAUUCUGGAUGAAAAGUUCAACAUCAAGCUGAUCGACUUCGGCUCGGCAGCUUACAUGGAGGAAGGCAAGGUCUUCUCGACUUUCUGCGGUACUAUGGAGUACUGCAGCCCGGAGGUGCUCAUGGGAAAUAAGUAUCGUGGGCCAGAGCUGGAGUUAUGGUCGAUGGGAGUCACGCUAUACACCCUGGUGUUCGGUGAGAACCCCUUUUAUGAUGUGGAGGAGACGAUACGAGCAGAGCUGCACCCUAGCUUCCCCGUCUCGCAAGAGCUGAUGUUUGUCAUAUGCUGGAUUCUUCAUCCUGAUCCAAGAUGGCGAGCUACCAUCCGGGACCUUGAGCAGAACGAGUGGAUCAACCAACCGGUCCAGAUCAGCGCCUAUGACUUCAACACCGUCAUGGCAACUGAUGGCGUGAGUCCUAAUUUCCCAAGCCCCCCAGAGGAGCAUCCCCCGGGCGACUUUGAGAAAGCUGACGACGAAGAUUUCUCGGAGGAUGAGAUCAUCGAUUACGACCAAGAGGACAUGCGGCUACUCCAGUCCACUAUGCAGCAGUACCUUAAAGGCGGAGACCAUAGCGACGACGAGAAAUGAGAUCGGUCAGCGAGGGUACUAUAGCCCAUGUGCACUGUCCAGUACACCACGAAACAGUUUCUGAAGUGAGAAAUGAGAUUGGUCAGCGGGGGUACACAAUGAAACAAUAUCUGAAGUGAGAAAUAAGAUGGGUCAGCGGGGAAACCCGGAAACACAUGCGCCGUAGUCAGCCAUGCAACAAAAUUUUAAGGGCGGAUACCAGCGGGAGAACCAAGAAUACAUGCGCGCAGUUAGUCUGUACAGCUCACCAUCCAACAAUAACCAUUCAAGGGUAUCCAUUAUGGCAGACUUAGAAAAAGUUUUAAAUGUAAAUUAAUUGUAUUAAUUAUAUCACUGUAAGAGUGAAAGCACUCUCAAAAACCUAGGGGUUUUCUGUCUUAGCGCUUAUAGAAAAAAUCCUGGAUGAAUUGACAGUUUUACACCAUCAGUACUUCGACAAACCCAGGGUUUUUCUGUUUUACUGCUUAAAAAAAAUUCCUGGGUUUCAAGGAUAAGGGGUUAGUUUUACCCCAUAUUGACUUCAACUUAUCAGAAAGUCGAUUAUAAAUCAGAAGAGAUAUUAUUCUAAUUCCUUGCGAGCAGAGGUCUCGUUUCUCUUGUUUCCACAGUGACGCCUACCAAGCGAAAUACACCUCUUUUAAUCGGUAACUAUCCAAAGAUGAUAACUAAUAUAUUUAACAAAGAGAUGUAAUUUUAUUUUACAUUUUGGACCUGGCUAAACUAGAAUUGACAUAAUUCCUAGAUUCGCCAAGCCUUAUAAUAUUGAGUGAUAAUUUUAAGAGUUUCCAGAUAUUCCAUGUAGGAAAAUGUAGGGAGAUAUUCCCCAUUUUUGCUAGAUUCGACAUUCUUCCUGAAAUGUUUAAACAAGAGAAGUUACAUGUGACUUAUUUAUUAGAGUCGUAGCUAGCAAUUGUAACAAGAAUUUCUGUUUUGCCACUAGAAAAUUUGAAAUAGUCACAAAUUAACAACUAGACACAGUAAUACCUCAACUGUUUCCGACAUUAACCCAAUAUGCUCAUUUAACCAACUUGAAAUUUUACAUAAGGAUACUUUGUAUGCCUUUUUGCCAAUAAAGAGGAUCCCCUUAACUCGAAAAUUUAAAAUAAACGAAAAACAGCGCGAUAUAUCGGGGAGUUCGAGACCCGAGUUCAAAUUAUCGGUGUUCCAUUGUGCUAGAAGCCAAACAGCACGAUUUUAAAGUAGUUUUGUGAGCGGUUGUUUCCAUCCGUUUCCUUGACUCUUAUAGGCGCGUCCUGUAUCUGACUCUGUCAGGAGAACCCCGAUAAUGCGAACUGACAUCCAGUUCCCUGUGACUACUUGCAUCAUUUUCACUCGGUUCGAAAUGCGAGAGAAGAAAGGCGCACGCAAGGACGAGGUUCUCGGGUAAAUGGUUCGCAAUUUUGCGUUUUUAGAAAGGUUCACGGGCUUAGCUUUUUUCUUACUUGAAAAUUGAAGGCUUAAGCUUUAAGAAGCUUCGCGACCAAGGCACUUUUGACACCGUGUUUUUGUUGUCUAUCUGAGAGCCUCGCCUUCAUGUGCCCACCCCACUCUCACACUUAUCGAGCCAUCACAAAAUCUAUUUUUCCAUCUUCCUUGGAGGGUGCAUUUUGUCCAGGUCCCAGUCUUUAUGUAAUGUCAUUCAGAAUUUUAAUGAAAGAGAUCUGGGUCUCUAUUUUAGUUCUUGUAUAUAGAUUUUAAGCAUCAAAUGAUGCAGAAUUAAAUCCAGGAAAAUGA